GUCUUUACUCAUGCCAAAUUGGAGAAUAUGAGAGUCUCCUCAAAAACCUGUAAGGACUCAGUGGUCUGCGUCACCCUCAAUUGCUAGUCGCCUUUCAAGAAGCUAAUACCUGGCACAAUCACGGUAUGCCAUGUCCUGUAGCGCGGGGCGAUCAGCUCUUGUCGCGUCCAGAAAAAUUUCCGGACGCGAUAUUCAUCGUGGGACGCCUCAAGUCUGGCGGUCUGUCAGUGCAUUAGGUUCGCGUACUGGAUUAGAAGAUCGCGCAGCACAUCUGAAUCCAGGGAACAGCAUUCGCCAGCUUCGUGCGGCUCACAGUACACGUGAGCAUGCCUGCUCAAACACGCGCGCGGUAGGCUCAUCUUCGGCUUCGCACGCAGAGCAGGACCCAGAGUCUCCAAGCCAGGAUCUCGAAUUUGAGGCACAUAAUCCCCAACGGUGCAACUUCGAGCAGUCCAUUACCUGGUUCCAGCAGCAUGUCGAGGAGCAGUCCCCUGGAGUGUGUGAGUUCAGGCGAUUGCCCAGCAAACUUAUUCAUAUUGUUUCGUAAAAUGAGAGGGGGGAGUUCUAUAGAGCGUAGGCUACCGGUGUGGGCGGUUCUGCAGGUAAGAAGUACCAGAUACCGGGGUGCUAUGCGCAGGCAGUUUCAUUUCAAGGGGGUUUUAGUGAGAGAUGAUGGUGGUGUUGUCUUGUGUUCCCCGAAAGACGAUGCUGCGCGGCUCUUCCUUCCGGGUGAACUAUCUGUCAGCAGAGGUUUCGGCUGCGUGGCUCUGUUGUGCAUGCAGGAUCCGUGUCGUCCUGGAGUUUCGGCGUCGUCUCGACUUUGUGAGCUCUGGAAUGCUCUGCCGCAGCGAACGGUGCUCGAUUGGUGCACUCAGACCACACUACUAGAUGGCUUCCAUGCCCAGGCUGUGCAAAGGCCACUUCGUGCGCAAGAACUGUUACUGCAAUUUUCGGGACUGCCUGUGUCCUAUGGGAAUACUUUUGGUUCGCUGCAUAAUAUGCAACUGGGGGACUAUCGUGUACUUUUCCGCGCAUGCCAUGCGAUGGGCACGAAAAAAGAUAAGUGGCGAGUGCGUUUGGAUAGAUAUUGUAGGACUGCAGGAAGAAGGCGACGAUCAGAGCGAUUCGAUGUCAGUCAUGGCAUUGACGUUUUCAUGUUUGCAGUUACAAGCACGCGAUUGGAUGCGUCUGAGAAGAAUUUGUGUGAUGUUAGCGGUAUUUUUGUUUUCCCCAAAUGGCUAAUGAUUCGUCAUUGUCUUCUAGCGGACAAGAACAAAGGUCAUCGUGGGUCCACAUGGUGGAAGAUCUUCCCUCCGGAAGCUGCGAUACCACGUCUUUUUGUUACCCUUGCAGCAGAGCAGCGGCAGUUCUAUAUACCUCUGAACACGGAUCCUCUAUGCAGCACGACACAUGAUUCCCCUUGUGCCAAAAAGCUCCAGCAGAUACUGUCAACCCUGGAGGAGGGUGCAACAGAAACCCUGUGCAAAAGCGUUCGCUCGGCCCCUGCAGCUGCUACCUGCAUUCUAGCGCAAUCCGGAAGGUCGUUGGCACUUUGUUGA
Amoebophrya sp. A25 is the source of this 1559-nucleotide messenger RNA. The record is from the annotation of a GenBank genome assembly. Lineage: Eukaryota; Dinophyceae; Syndiniales; Amoebophryaceae.